AGUUAUGACAAUGUCAAUGAGAAUAAACCAAAAUUUUGACACCAGUCUCACCAACAAAGCUGAUCCAAAGUACAUAUCGUAUGUAAAAAUCAUUACAUCUGCAAUUGAAAAUAGUUACAUGAAUCUGCCCAACUACAUUACAGGUUCAGUAAAUGUCUUUGGCUUCAGGUCUGGUAGCAUUAUAGCAGACUACACGAUUAAUGCAAACACAAAUAAUCUAGAUGUUUCAUCAGUAAACACACAGGUUUCUGACCUUCUAGCAGCUCAAGGGAUUCCUUUAGCUAAGGAUGCUUUUGCUGAAAGUGAGGAAAAAAAUCUGACAACCAAAGAUAAGUUUUAUCCUCUGCAAGAUGUGGAACUGAGGUGUACACGUCCUAAUUCUGUUGUGGGAACAAUGAAAUGGAGCGUGAAUGACAAAGAUCCUGCAGAAAACAGUGCAAAAUACACCAUUACAAAUGACAACAUCAAUAGCACUCUUAUUGUGAAAGGAGCAAGUGAAAGUGACAAUGGUAGAUAUUCGUGUAUCAUAGAAAGAUCCACAUUACCUUACAUUCAGUGGCAAACAGUAUCUAUUCAACCACGUCCUAAUAUUAUAGUGGAUAAACCUGAUAUAAAGCUUCAGUGUCAAGACCAGACUGUCCCACUCACAUGCUGUGCCGAUGGUUACACAGUUGAGUGGUUUGGGAUUCCUGCUGAUGAUGAAGUGGAAAAUUCAGGAUCUGGCUGUAUCACAUUACAAUACAAAAGCACAACUUGUGGGUCUAAAGAUGACUUUACAUGCCGACUAAAGGACAUGCCAGAAUUAAAAAUAUUUGAUUAUAGCAACAGGACAGUUUACGUUCAGACAGUUAGAGAGUAUAACUGUAUAAAUGACACACUUGGAGUUGGAAAAAUAGGUGACACUGUAACAGGAUUGUGUGAAAAAGGUCUGGAAGGCUACAUAACUUAUGAAUGUAAACAGACAACAGAUCUCAAAUAUAACUGGACAGAAGUAAAGAGAAAUUGUGUUGUUCAACCUAUCAAAGACCUUGAAAGGAGAUCUGAGGUUUUAUUUGUGGAGGAUAUUCCAGUAUUUAUGUCAAACCUCAGUAACACUGCAGUGCAGAAUAAUACUGCAAUAACACAAUCUGCUGACACUGUCAAAACCAUUGUUGACAUACUUAACACAAUUGCUGUAAUCUCACAAAAUAUUACCAUCAGUCAACCUGUGAUGGAGGAUUUUCUUAAAACAGUGGACAUCAUUGUAUCAGAUGCAUCUAAAAACACAUGGACAGAAUUGAACAAUGACAACAAAACAGAAAACAAAAGCACUGAACUUCUUAAAGCUAUUGAGAAUAUAAGUGAUCGUCUCUCUGAUGACAGUUUUAUGAUUAAGGAAACCUCAAUUCAAUUGAAUAGAACAAGAAUUGAAAACUCAUUCAUUGGAUCAUCAUCACUGCCAAAUUCAACUACUCAGAUUGUGAUACCAAAGGUUGAACCGACCCUCAUAACCAUUAUUAUCUUCACAAAACUUGACAAUGUUUUACCAACUCAGAAUACUUCUAAUAAUGACAAGAAGACAUCAGAAAACCACAUCAAUGGAGACGUGGUUGUUGUUAAGGUUAAUAAAACAAUUAACAACAUUUCAUUUGCUUUCGAUACUACAAAUACAUCAUUGACAAAUCCUCAGUGUGUCUUUUGGAACUUUGAUCUCAACCAUUGGGAUUCCACUGGAUGUAAAGUCAAGCACUCAGAGAAUAACAUGGUUACAUGUGAAUGCAACCACACAACCUCUUUUUCAAUCCUGAUGUCACCGUUUGCAAUUGAUAACCUUGCCUUAGCCUAUAUCACAUACAUUGGUGUAGCUAUUUCAUUAGCCAGCUUACUUCUGUGCCUCAUCAUUGAGGCGAUCGUAUGGAAGUCAGUGACAGGAAAUGACACGUCAUACAUGCGUAACGUUUCAAUAGUCAACGUUGCUGUGUCGCUACUGAUUGCAGACAUCUGUUUUAUCAUCGCAGCUGCAAUUGGAAAUCCAGGACAACCUACACCAGUGAAUCCCUGCAGUGCAGUGGUUUUCUUCAUGCACUUUUUUUACCUGGCUGUUUUCUUCUGGAUGUUCAUUUUAGCACUUUUGCUGCUUUACCUCACUGUCAUCGUUUUUUCUCACUUGUCAAGCACUAAAAUGAUGGUCAUUGCAUUCAUGGUUGGUUAUUGUGCACCUUUGCUCAUAGCGGUUAUUACUGUUGCAUCCACAGCUGGACCUAAAAACUAUGUCUCAAAAGAAAAUGCAUGUUGGCUGAACUGGUUUGAAUCUAAAGCCCUGCUGGCAUUUGUGAUUCCAGCUCUGACUAUCGUUGCCUUUAACAUCUUGGUUUUGAUUGUGGUUGUGUAUACACUUUUAAGAAGAGUUGGUGCUCAACCAGAAAUUAAACAAACUGUUCUGGUCAUUGCCCGAUGUGUGGCCCUUCUGACUCCCAUCUUUGGUCUAACAUGGGGAUUUGGCAUUGGAACCAUGAUGUCAUCUAACUUUGGCAUUCAUGUAAUGUUUGCAAUCCUCAAUUCACUGCAGGUACCACUAUCUGUUUCUUCGUCUUUUUUUUAUUUACGCUUUAAAAGUGCAUUUAAUAAGUUUUGGUUAUUUGGUUUAAUCUUGUAUCAGCAAUCUAGGAUAAUGCUGCUCAUUUGUUAUUAUCAAUGUCCCUUUUUUACAAGUUAA
This is a messenger RNA of Misgurnus anguillicaudatus (oriental weatherfish), 2695 nucleotides long. The record is from RefSeq and is a predicted model, not a curated record. NCBI's taxonomy places the organism in Eukaryota, Metazoa, Chordata, Actinopteri, Cypriniformes, Cobitidae.